Molecule: messenger RNA, 1923 nt
Organism: Daucus carota subsp. sativus
Lineage: Eukaryota; Viridiplantae; Streptophyta; Magnoliopsida; Apiales; Apiaceae
Product: transcription factor TCP8
Exons: 2
Coding region: 148-1638 (496 amino acids)
Cellular component (GO): nucleus
Molecular function (GO): sequence-specific DNA binding; DNA-binding transcription factor activity
Source: RefSeq, a predicted model, not a curated record
GAUGAAAAUCAAUAUCAAUGAUGAGGCAAAACUAUAAGCAUACAAAAUAGAAACCAAAAGUUUCAAAAUUGAACCACCCCCACCCCCCACCCCACUCCCCACCCCACAAAAACCCACCCCACUCUCUCUCUCUAGAUAACACUCACCAUGAAAUAUCAAACAAUGGACCUCACUGAUUCCCAAACCAACAACAAAAACCAAACCACCGCCACCUCCUCCAACGCCGCCGCGCAACACCACCAGCAGCACCACCAUAGUCAAUAUGACAAUAGAUCUUCGUCUUUCAACAUGGACCCCACCUCUAUACAGCCUAAUGAACAAACCCCACCAAACCAAACUCAAACUCCAACCCCACAUCCACACACUCCUUCUUCUUCUGCCGGCGCCGGCGCCGGCGCGUCCACGUCGACUCCCACCGCGCAGCCACUAACUAUCGACGCUUCGCUCGCCAUCUCCACCACAAGAUCCGACGCCAUCACCGACACUUCCAAAAAGCCCACCACCGUGGCCAAAAGAUCCACCAAGGACCGCCACACCAAAGUCGACGGCCGGGGGCGGCGUAUCCGAAUGCCGGCCACCUGCGCCGCCAGAGUGUUUCAGCUCACAAGAGAACUGGGCCAUAAAUCCGACGGCGAAACAAUCGAGUGGCUGCUCCAGCAAGCUGAGCCCGCCAUCAUCGCCGCCACCGGAACCGGCACAAUCCCGGCGAAUUUCUCCACUCUCAACGUUUCUCUGAGGUCCAGUGGGUCCACACUCUCCGCGCCGCCGUCCAAAUCCGCCCCUCACACCUUCCACGGCGCUUUGGCUCUCACUCAUCAUCCUUACGAAGAAGGCUUCUCUCACAUGCUCGGCUUUCAUCAUCCCCAUCACCAGACUCCUCAUAUUCUAACUCCUGAUCAAAUGGCUGGGAUUUCAGUUGCCGCGGAAUCUGCUGAUAAUGAAGCCGGAAAUGAUGACUACUUACGAAAACGAUUCCGAGAAGACUUGUUCAAGGAAGAAGGCCAGCAACAACAAGGACAAGGAGGAGAGGUAGACGGUGAAUCGAGUUCACCGUCUAAUAAGCAUUUCAAGGGUUUGCCUAAGCAACAAGAAGCCGGGUCUUCUAGGCACCAUACGGCGAAUAUGGUGCCAGCUACUGCUAUGUGGGCAGUAGCUCCAGCAGCUAGCAGUGGAAGUGGUAACACGUUCUGGAUGUUACCUUUCACUGCUAGUGCUGGCAGUGGCGUAGCAACUGCUACGGGAGGCGGUGCUCAGUCUGAUCAACCUCAGAUGUGGCCUUUUGCUACGCCACAACCCAGUACUAUCCAAGCACCGUUGAAUUUUAUGCCCAGGUUCAAUGUUCCGGGUAACAUUGAAUUUCAAGGCGGACGGGCUAAUCCUUUGCAACUCGGCUCAAUGUUGAUGCAACAACAGCAACAACAACAACAGCCAUCUCAGCAUCUCGGAUUAGGAAUGAAUGACACAAAUUUGGGGAUGAUGGCUGCUCUGAAUGCUUAUCCGAGAGGCGGGUUUAAUAUGAACUUGGACCAAAAUCACCCAAUGCAUCAUCAACAACAGCAGCAACAACACCAGCAACAACAACAACAUCAGCACUCUCAAGCUGAUGACAGUGGAGAUGAGGACCCCAACAGCUCUUAGUCCAUAAUGCUUUCAGCUCUGUGUUGGUUUGGGUUUGUGAAUCUUGUUCAACUUUUGGAGGUAAAUCUUGAGAGAAAUGGAGUGAGUGCCAAUUUAGUUGUCAAUUUAUAUGUAUUUGCUUGUCACUAUUAUCUUUAUUUUUUAUUUGAUUUUGUGGAGAUUUUGAGUUGUAAUUUAAUUGUUAGUUUGGUCCAAAUUUAAGAGACAGCAGUAGCAGUAAAAAGAGGAGAUUGUAUAGGAGGUUUAUUAUUGGCUUGUGCUUGCUAAUAUAAUUUACUUGAUUUA